UUUUUUUGCAUUUCAUUCCUUUUCUCUCUCCCUAGUCCUGAAAAUUCUCUUCCUUCCUUACAUUAACAAUUUUGAGAGAGAAAUUGAGAGAGAGGAGAGAGAGGGAGUGGCCCAGCAGAUCGAAAAUCUCCUCUUUUUUCUCUACCUCGAUGACGAUCUAACCUCACCUCUCUCUCUCACUGCUGUUUCUAAAACACCCAUCUUCUUAUUUCAUCUAUAUAUUUAUUUGUAAUAAUUCUUCUUAUUGGGAUUUUUUUGCUUUUUGGGUUUUUUCUUUUGAUGUUGAGACUCUCCUACUCUCAAAUUUCCCUUUCUCAACGUGUUGUUAAUGGCUGAAUCCGUAAAGGGUUCUUGAGUUUUUCGAAUCAGAGGAUGUGGGUUUAAGCAGAUUAUUCUCGCCUCCAGAACCAUCUAAUCCCUAUAUCUGAAGCAUACUUUGGGUUUCACGGCAUGAUUCAAACCACAAGUGAGCGCAUUCUGGAAUUUGGGAAGCCAUAGAAGAAACCUGGGGCAUUUGGUUAACAUGGAUUGUUCAGAUCCAAAACUAGUACAUGUUAUUCUUGUGGGCUACAUGUGCCGUCUUAAAGUCAAGCCUAGAGGAUAGAGUUUUGAUGUUGAAAACAGGAGGCUGGUGAGAAUUUGUUUACAAGGAAUAUCCUCUGAGGUUACCAGGGAGAAGGAUGCAUUUGAUUUGGAGAGGCAUGAGCUGGAGUAAAGGAUUACCAAUGCAUUGGCGAUAGAAGAAGCAACAGUGUUAGGGAGAACAAAAAAUGAGACCCUUUUAAAGGAAUGGGAACAAAGGUGCAGUAUGAAAGUUAUUUGCCAGGUUAUCAUUCAAUGAGAGAUCUAAAUGAAGAUUCUCAUGGUUGUAGCUGGCCUUUAUAUUACAGUGAAAAAUCAUGUCAGAGUGGUCAAUACUAUAAUGGAAUUCUGCCAAGAGCUACCUCUGAUGCAUAUCUAGGUUGUGAUAGAGAUGCUGUGAAGAGGACAAUGCUCGAGCAUGAAGCCAUAUUCAAGAACCAGGUUCGUGAGCUGCAUCGGUUAUAUAUAAAACAGAGAGAGUUAAUGAAUGAUAUUAAAAGAUCAGAACAAAGACAUCCAAUACCGGUGGACAUAUCAUUCUCAUCUAGUCCUUUAGCAUCUCAAAGUACUCCUGAUGGUGCAAGGAAAUGGCAUCUCCCGAACUUUCCUCUUGCAAUUUCUUCCAGUGGACCAUCUGUACCUGGCGUUGAAGAUGUAAAAUCAUCUUUAAGUUCUUUGAAAGAAAACAAUAGAAGUGAUGGUCUCUUACCAUCCCAAAAUGGAACUAGUUCGAAAGACUGUGAGGUACUAGAAUCUAGACACUCAAAUUGUAGGAGGAAAACUUUUGAUCUUCAACUUCCAGCAGAUGAGUACAUUGAUAGUGAAGAGGGGGAGGUAUUUCACGAUGAAAAAGUACCUCCUGCUCUGGGUUGCCAUUCAAAUGGCAGCAAGAAAUUUGAGACUCAGAGUUGUGUGACAGCAAAUUUGAAUUUGAAUCCCGAAGAAAAAAGUGGUGAUCAAAGUGCUGCUUUGAGAUCCGACUCAUGUUUAUGGAACAGAUAUGGUUUGGCUGACUUAAAUGAGCCUGUUCAGGUUGAAGAGGCAAAUGGGUCCAAUUUUUUUGAUCUUCCUAGUGCUCGUGACUCCAGCAAUGGGGAGACUCAAGGUCCCAUUGUAUCAUCUGCAAAGCAAGAAAAUUUUCUGAGCUCCAGUAAUGAAGGUGGACAUGCAACGAAUAGGAAUUCGUAUAUUGAGAAUGGAAAUAGAAGAGAGGCAUUUCCUAACAUCUUUGAAGCAGGACGUAGUAAGGAAAGUGAGAAAUCUUUCACUCGUGGUCAGAUGGAAAAAUUCCAUUUAUCUUCUAAUCCUUUGCAAGUUCCACUCAACAAGUAUCAUGAACUUCCAGUUUUCUAUCUCAAUGAUAAAAGCAAGGUUCAACAAGAUUUGGACAGGCCAGUUAGUGAUUUGCAAUUAUUCAAAAGAAGUUUUGAAAUGUCCAAUGCUGGGGAUCCUGGUUAUGUUUUAGCUUCUCAGACAUCUCGUACAUAUCAAAUUGCUCCUUCUUUGGAUGUUGGCAAGUCAUGGGCUCACUCCAGUUCAUCUUGGGAAAAGUCAAAUGGCUCCCAGAAGACAACAUCGGGUCAUACACAGCCGUGCUUCAAUUCGUCUGCUGCCGUUCACAAGAGUUUUCCUUCAUCAACUCUGAACAAUGGAAUUUUUGGAGAUAGAUGGCAUUUGAGUAGUGACUCUAGAUCAAACCCUGGGUCUGGUUGCGAAAAUCCCAACCAGAAUGGAUUCUAUAUCGGGUCUACGUCUGGUUCCAACGGUGUUCUCUCCUCUACUAUAAGGCAUGAUCCUGGGGCAAACUAUUACAAGGGCUCUGGUUGUGUCAGCACGAAUUCUCCAAAAGAUAUUAACUUGAAUGUAGUGCUUCAGAAAAGUUUAUCAAAUGAGUCAGGUCAACAACCAAACUACCGGACUAGAGAGUCAGAACAAAACAAUGAGGACCAUCAUAAUGUAUUACCAUGGUCAAGGGCUGUGCCUGCUGCUAGUAAGAAUGAAACAAUCAAUUCAAGAAGAUUCUCUGUGACUGGAGAGCUUAAUUUUGCGCUCUCUCCGACAAAACAAUUUUCUGAUAGAAAUGAAACUGAAAAUGGCAGUAAAGUUGUAUGUUAUCCGAACAUUGAGUCUAAUUCACAUUGUAGUAACAAUGAGCCCAGAAUGUCGGAACAGGGUGAAUGCCAGAGUAACCGAAAACUUCUUGGGUUUCCCAUUUUUGAAGGGCCACGCAUUUCUAAGAAUGAGUCGUUUUCUCUUACAUCCCCAUCAGCAUCUCUUCCUAAUCCAUCUGAGAAUGGAAUGGAAGAUAACCGGAAAACUAGAGUACUUGAUAUCAAUUUGCCUUGUGAUCCUUCAGUUUUUGAGUCGGACAACGCUACGAACGGAGCUCUGACUGUAGAGAAUGGAAAGGACACAAAGAUCUCUACUGUGAGAGUUGAUAUUGAUUUGAACUCAUGUGUCAGUGAUGAAGAACCAUCUAUGAGACCCCUACCUUUGCCUUCUUCAAGUGGCAAGGAAAGGGUCAUGGUAGAGAUAGAUUUAGAAGCCCCGGCAAUGCCCGAGACUGAGGACAACAUAAUUGUAGAAGAAGAAUCUUUAGUAAAACAGCAUGAACAGCAACCACAAUCCCUUCAGCACAAGGCUGUUGAUAUUCAGGAUGAUCUUAUGUCUUUAGCAGCAGAGGCAAUACUUGCCAUCUCUUCUUGUGGUCAUUCCUGUCUUUUGGAUGAUAGUGUUGUUAGCAAUGGCUUGGAAGAUUCUUCGAGCGACCCCCUAAAUUGGUUUGCCGAGAUAGUUUCCACACAUGGAGAUGAUGUACAAACCAAGUCUGACACUGUAUUGAGAUCCAAAGAAGGCAAGGAUACUGAGGAAUCCUCUUUGAGAGGGGUUGAUUACUUCGAAUACAUGACUUUGAGGCAGGCGGAGGUUGAUGAAGAACACUACAUGCCUAAGCCUCUGGUUCCAGAAAAUAUGGAAAUUGAAGAUACUGGAACCAAUUUGUUGCAAAAUCGGCCCCGAAAGGGCCAGACGAGGAGAGGUCGGCAGAGAAGGGACUUCCAAAAGGACAUCCUUCCAGGCCUGUCUUCUCUAUCAAGGCAUGAGGUUACGGAAGAUCUUCAGACAUUUGGUGGCCUAAUGCGAGCAACAGGCCACUCUUGGCAUUCCGGAGUUACGAGGAGGAACUCUACUAGAAACGGUUGUGGUAGGGGAAGACGAAGAUCAGUAACGAGUCCCCCGCCCCCUGUGCAAUCGGCUUGUAAUCAGCUGAUACAGCAACUAAGUAACAUUGAAAUGGGUCUAGAAGAUGGAAGCCUGACUGGUUGGGGCAAGACAACUAGAAGGCCCCGUCGGCAGAGAUGCCCGGCCGGUAACCCUCCGGCUGUUCCUUUAACUUAAUCAACGGUAGGAGGCUUUGAUUUAUUAAUUGAGCAUAUGAUGUUAUAGAGGAAAGCUGGGAAGAGUUUAUUUAUAUGGCUCUAGGUUAAGAGAUUUAAGAUCCAUGGAGCAUAGUCCCCCUCCCAACCCUUGCUCUUUGUACAUUUGAUAGCUGAAGAUUUGGGUUCUCAUCUUUCUUUGGGUGUCUGCCAAUUCUGUAUUAUUCAUAAAUAAUGUUGCAUGAUUUGUUCCCUGGAUAUACCACCAGAGUUCCUAAACCUGUGAGCUUAAUUGACACUUUGCUUUUGGGUUUUGAGAUGGAUUCUGUUAUCAUCA
Molecule: messenger RNA, 4293 nt
Organism: Cucumis melo (muskmelon)
Lineage: Eukaryota; Viridiplantae; Streptophyta; Magnoliopsida; Cucurbitales; Cucurbitaceae
Exons: 5
Coding region: 790-3978 (1062 amino acids)
Source: RefSeq, a predicted model, not a curated record